GGCUGGCUGCUCUCUGCCGUUACCGCUAUGUGUGGGGCGUGUGUGGAAUAACGUUAUUGCCGAGCACGGUGAAAGGAACGGGGAGUCCGGGGGCGACGGCAGCGACGACAACUACGGCGACGGGUUGGCGGGGAGGGGACGGCGUGCGAGAGACUCACGGGACGCGACGCGCCCCGCCUCCCCCGUCCGGUCCCUCUCGCUAUGGUGAGGGGAUGACGUAGCCUUGCCAGAGAGUUAGAAGCUGAGCAGAAAAUGAGCUUAACAUCCUGGUUUUUGGUGAGCAGUGGAGGCACCCGCCACAGGCUGCCACGAGAAAUGAUUUUUGUUGGAAGAGAUGACUGUGAGCUUAUGUUGCAGUCGCGCAGCGUGGAUAAGCAGCAUGCUGUAGUCAACUAUGAUGCCUCUGCAGAUGAACACUUAGUAAAGGAUUUGGGUAGUCUAAAUGGGACUUUUGUGAAUGAUGUAAGGAUUCCAGAACAGACUUAUAUCACCUUGAAACUUGAGGAUAAACUAAGAUUUGGAUAUGAUACUAAUCUUUUUACUGUAGUACGAGGUGAAAUGAGGGUCCCUGAGGAAGCCCUUAAGCAUGAGAAGUUUUCAAGUCAACUUCAGUUGUCCCAGAAAUCUUCAGAAGCAGAAUUAUCAAAAUCAGCAAGCUCCAAAAGUGUAGAAUCAAAAAUGCCAGAUGCUGCUGCAGAGGUGCAGCAUAAAGCUACAGAAACAUUAAAGUCUGAAGAAAAAUCCAUGGAUCUUUCUGCUAUGCCUCGUGGUACUCCUUUGUAUGGGCAGCCAUCUUGGUGGGGUGAUGAUGAAGCUGAUGAAGAAAAUGCUUUCAAACAAGAUGGGAAACCUGAAGAAAAAAUCAAUGAUACUGGAGCUUCAGGGUGCAGCAUAAAUGUCAAGCAAGUUGAGGAGCAGUCUGCAACUGCAAAUGAAGAAAUGCUUUAUCCUUUCUGUAGGGAACCAAGUUAUUUUGAAAUCCCUACAAAAGAAUUCCAGCAACCAUCACAAAUAACAGAGAGCACUAUUCAUGAAAUUCCAACAAAAGACAUACAAAGCUGCCAUGCAGCAGGUGCAGGGCAUGCUUCAUUUACCAUUGAAUUUGAUGAUAAUGCUCCAGGCAAAGUAACUAUUAGAGACCAUGUAACCAAAUUUACUCCUGAUCAGCGUCAUAAGUCGAAGAAGUCCUCUCCUUCAGGAGCACAAGACCUUCCUGGGAUUCAGACUGGAAUGAUGGCACCAGAAAAUAAAGUUGCUGACUGGCUGGCGCAGAACAACCCUCCUCGAAUGAUUUGGGAAGGGACAGAGGAGGACUCCAAAAGUAUUAAAAGUGAUGUUCCAGUUUACUUGAAACGGUUGAAAGGGAAUAAACAUGAUGAUGGCACACAGAGUGAUUCAGAAAAUGCUGGAGCACACAGGCAUUGUAGCAAGCGAGCAGUUCUUGAGGAACAUUUAAGGCGUCACCACUCAGAACAGAAAAGGCUACAUCAGAAGGCCCAGUCUACAGAAAAACAUCAAGAACAAGUUGUUACUAGCUCUGUGCGCCACAGAGCAGCAGGGCAUGGUGUUCCACAUGGAAAACUAUUAAAACAGAAAUCAGAAGAGCCAUCAGUGUCAUUGCCCUUCCUACAGACGACAUUGUUGAGAAGUUCAGGCAGUCUUGGGCAUAGACCAAGCCAAGAGAUGGAUAAAAAGUUAAAAAUUCAGCCUGCUUCUGCUGCUUCUGAAAAGGACAAUGAUGACGACCAAAGUGACAAGGGCACCUACACCAUUGAACUGGAAAAUCCCAAUAGUGAAGAAGUAGAAGCUCGGAAAAUGAUUGACAAGGUCUUUGGAGUAGAUGACGGUCAGGAUUAUAAUAGGCCUGUUAUCAAUGAAAACCAGAAAGAUUUAAUAAAAGAUUGGGCUCUGAAUUCUGCUGCAGUAGUAACAGAAGAAAAAAAAACACUGAUUACAUCUGGAUUUCUUGAUUCUGAGGAAGGCACCACUUCAUCUGGAAACAAGAGAUGGGUUUCACAGUGGGCUAGUUUAGCUGCUAAUCAUACAAGACAUGACCAGGAAGACAGGACGAUGGAGUUGUCUGCAUCUGCACCUAUAGAAAAUGAUACAGACAUCAGUGAGUCUGGAAUUUCUGUGAGAAGCACGGGAUCAACCACUUCCUUAACUAGCCAGGGGGAGAGAAAAAGAAGGACACUUCCUCAACUUCCAAAUGAAGACAAGUCUUUUGAAAGUAGCAGAGCAAAGAUCUUGCCUCUGCGGUCAGAGAUAGGUGAGAAACAAGACACAGAACUUCAGGAGAAGGAAGCCCCAACACAAGUAUCCCAAAAGCGGCAAGAUGCUGACAGAGUCCUAGGGAAAAUGAACAGGACUGUGAAUGGUCAGACUCUGAAAAGUGUUGGAGACACCAAAACCCUAUUUCAUCUUAACACUUGUGCUCCUGGGAAAGAGAAAAGUGAGACUGAUAGAGAAGCCUCCUUGGUAAAGCAAGCAUUGGCCAAAAUUCAAGAACAGGAGCAAAAGGACCAGGCACAGUGGACACCCACUAAAUUAGCUUCCUCAAAACAUGCUCCAGGUCAAGGAGAGAAGGGUAAGGAGGAACCUCUCAGACAAGGGACACAUGCACUAGAAAAAACCCUAAGCCAGCCUACAAAUAAAGGGGAAAGGGUGAUACAAAGUGAAGGCAAGAGAAGAAAGACUGAAGAAAUUCAAAAAAGUCAGACUGCCAAAGGGCCAGGAGGAGACAAGAAAGAAUCUGCAAAGUCCUUAGUGAGACAGGGAAGCUUUACUAUAGAAAAACCUAGCACAAACAUACCUAUAGAACUUAUUCCUCAUAUUAACAAACAAACUACAUCUACUCCCCCUUCUUUUGCAUUAACAUCUGUAAGCAGCAGAAUACGAGAAAGAAGUGAUUCUGUAGAUACUGAUUCUAGUAUGGACACAACUCUCAUUUUAAAAGAUACAGAAGCAGUAAUGGCUUUUCUUGAAGCUAAGUUGCGAGAUGAGAACAAAACUGAUGAAGGCCCAGAUACUCCAAGUUAUAAUAGAGAUAAUUCUAUUUCACCUGAAUCAGAUGUGGACACAGCUAGUACAAUCAGUUUGGUUACUGGAGACACAGAAAGAAAAACAACCCAAAAACGAAGGAGUUUGACUAGCCUUUACAAAGAUAGAUGCUCCACAGGUUCUCCUUCCAAAGAUGUUGCAAAAUCAUCAUCUUCAAGUGCUAGAGAAAAAAUUGAAAAGAAAACAAAAAGUCGCUCCACCGACAUUGGAUCAAGAGCAGAAGGUCGUAAACUUGUUCAGACAAGUGGAAGAAUAAGACAGCCUUCUGUGGACUUAACAGAUGAUGAUCAAACCUCUAGUGUACCUCAUUCUGCUAUUUCUGAUAUUAUGUCAUCUGAUCAGGAAACUUACUCUAAUAAAUCUCAUGGAAGGGCUCCAUUUACCACAACAGAUGAACAUACUCAUUCCAAACUCGAUGGCUCUAAGAUAACUAAAUCUAAAACAUCUCCUGUUGCAACUGGUUCAUCUAGUAAAUCAACCACUCUUCCCAGACCACGGCCUACUAGGACUUCUCUCUUGCGAAGAGCACGACUUGGUGAAGCUUCAGACAGUGAACUUGCUGAUGCUGACAAAGCAUCAGUUGCUUCUGAGGUGUCCACAACCAGUUCUACAUCAAAACCUCCAACAGGAAGACGAAACAUCUCAAGAAUUGACUUAUUGGCUCAGCCUCGUAGAACAAGACUUGGUUCAUUAUCAGCCCGUAGUGAUUCUGAAGCAACUAUAUCUAGAAGUAGUGCCUCUUCACGUACUCAAGAAUCCAUUGUUAGAAGUGGUGCAAGAUUGAACCCAUCUGAUAAAUUUUCUCCCAGAAUUAGAGCGAAUAGUAUUUCUCGACUCUCCGACUCCAAAAUCAGAAGUAUGACUUCAACACAUAGCUCUCCCUCAGUAAAUUCAAGAUGGAGGCGCUUUCCUACUGAUUAUGCUUCCACCUCAGAAGAUGAAUUUGGAUCAAACCGUAAUUCCCCUAAACAUACCCGUCUGCGUACUUCUCCAGCCCUGAAAACCCCUCGAGUGCCGAGCACUGGCGCAGCCACGCACACUAGCUCAUCAUUCAAGCAUCGAAUAAAAGAACAGGAAGACUACAUUCGAGAUUGGACUGCUCACCGAGAAGAAAUUGCCAGGAUCAGCCAAGAUCUGGCUCUCAUUGCUCGAGAAAUCAAUGAUGUAGCGGGAGAGAUCGACUCCGUAACUUCAUCGGGCACUGCCCCUAGUACCACAGUAAGCACUGCCGCCACCACCCCUGGUUCUGCCAUAGACACUAGAGAAGAGUUGGUUGAUCGUGUGUUUGAUGAAAGCCUCAACUUCCGAAAAAUCCCUCCACUAGUUCAUUCUAAACCACCAGAAGGAAACAAUAGACCUAGUGAUUCCAGGCCUCAAUUAACAGAGAAUCCAGAACACUUAACAAUUACAAGGCGGAGAACAUGGAGCAGAGAUGAGGUUAUGGGGGACAAUCUGUUACUGUCAUCAGUCUUUCAGUUCUCUCGGAAAAUAAGACAAUCUAUAGACAAGACAGCUGGAAAGAUCAGAAUACUAUUUAAAGACAAAGAUCGGAAUUGGGAAGAAAUAGAGACAAAGUUACGAGCUGAAAGUGAAGUUCCUAUUGUGAAAACUUCAAGCAUGGAGAUUUCUUCUAUUUUACAGGAGCUGAAAAGAGUUGAAAAGCAGUUACAAGUGAUCAAUGCUAUGAUUGACCCAGAUGGAACUUUGGAAGCUUUGAACAGCUUGGGAUUCCCCAGUGCUGUCUUACCAGCCCAGCCAAAACAGAAGUCUAGUCCUGGGAAUAACCAUGAAGGCCCUGCUCAGACCUCACCCCCUUGCCAGCCAGAAGCUAGGGCUCUUCGUCCCACUGACAUCUCCGUCUCAGCUGAAUUUGACAAUGUGGAAUCCGAAGCUGAUUUCAGUAUACAUUUCAAUAGAUUCAACCCAGAAGGGGAAGAGGAGGAUGUCACUGUACAUGAAUGACUUAUUCUUUAUUGUUUUUUAAAAUUACUUAAAUGUGGAAUGCCUAGGGAUAUUGAAAGGGUCACGAUGUUGAUUUAUACAAAGCGAAGUAGCUUGGUCAGCUGCAAUGUGGUCACACUUGUUUUCUUUAUUGGGGAUUCUUGGACUGUCACGAUAAUCCCUUCAGAACCAUUAAGAUAGCCAUCAAUAGAAGGGAGGAAAAGUGAGUUCAUGGCAGCUUUGCCCUUGGUGGUUAUUGUGUGCUUUGCAAAUAGAAUUAAAACUGCAGCUUUCCCUUCUUAGACCUUGGUUGUUUUUACUUUUUUUUUUUUCUUAAGCCCUGUUGUGACCUGCAAGCAGACUUCCAUCCAACAGAUCUGAAACCCCAAGUCUCCCGUGCCAAGCUACCCUCUGAAAUGGACUUUUCUUCAGUUUGUACAGAUUUCUUAAACAGUUAUAUUUGUUUCUGAAUAUUAGGAUUUAUAUUAGGAUACAAUACCUUUGGGUACAAUGACACAUUACUGUUCACAGUAAGACAGACAUUACAAUGCUUUCAUUCUUCUGUCCUGAGCUUUUCCAACAGUUACGUGAUUUAUAUAACUUGGUUGCUACGUAAAUUGUCCUGAGAUUUACAAAGUUAACUAUUAUGUUUGCACUAAGAAUUUGCUGGGAGUGGUAGGUGGACACGUCUAUAUAUCCAUAAGGACUACCAGUCUUUUUAUGUACAUAGGUAAUACUGUAUUUGUUUUAACCCACAGUGUUUCACUCCACUUUCUGAAAGCUCAAUUUGGCACUUUUUCUUUUUCUCUUCUUUUAAAAAUGAAAGUAGAAAGAUUUCAUCAUCCAUUUCAGUCCAGCUGGCUAUUGGAAUGAUAAAAACAAAUUUAAACAGAUAGGUGGAGUAUAUUUUUAAAGAGAAGAACAUGUAUAUUGGUGCAAAUAGGCUCUCUGGUGUUACCAAGUUUCUAUGUGACGUUUUUAAAAAUUUCUCUUGGAAUGAUCAUGAGGUAUAAAAUUCUUCUUUAGGACUUGAAGAACCAAUAGGAAUAACUUAGCUGAUCCAUAGUCUCACUCCCAAGCACAUAAAUAGCUUCUGUAUGUUUCCCUGUAGACUUGAUAGUAAAUCCCUGUCUCUGCUGUAUACCUGUAUAAGAACUUGGAAAGACAACUACUAACAUAAGACUUUUGGCUAAAACCACUGAAUAGAAAGUCUGUGAAAAUAUCCUAUAUAAAACUCAUUUUCCUUUUGUUGUCCCAGUAAGGUAACAUUUGGGUAUGUUUAAAAAAAUAAAGUAAUUGACCUUGUAUUUCCAGAACACUGUAAUUUGGAGAAAUAUUAAUUCUGUUAAAUAUAACUAGUAGGCUUGAAUUUUCCCUGGAUUAUAUCAGUCUCUAAAGGUUAAAAAUACAAUUUUUGCAGCUUUUAUGAAAUGGUCUUUAAUAUCUCAGCAAUAAUUCUAUACUAUAAUUGUUUAAGAAAAAUACUUGGUCUGUACAUUUAAAAACUCAACAGGAUUGCUGAAGUCUUGUAAAGUUGGACCAGGUAAUAAAAAUGCAAAAACCGUUUUUGUAGCAGUGUAAAAAAAAAAAACCUGUUGUAUAAUGGAUCUCAUAUUUUUCUUUAAAUCUAAAAAUAAAUAAAAUAUUCUUCAUAUAAAGCUAAAUUCCCCACUCUAUUCAAAGGAAGUCUCAAAACAGUUAUAGAAAAAAUGAAAGGAAGGAUAGAAAUAGUUCAAAAGAAUAAGUAAAAUGUUGAAACAGGGUCAGUCCACGUUAAAAAAAAAAUUCAGCAAAUUAAUAACCAUCAUUCCUUCUUUUCCUCAGUGCCUGGGUACUGAAUUUAACCAUAUGGAAGUGGAAGGUAAGGAGUUACUUAGAAAAAUAUUACUCUAGAAUUGUCUCACAAGAUUUUUUUCAAGAGUUUACACAUUUUUGUUUGGUGACAAGCAUUUGGCCUUUUACUAUGUUAUUAUUUUGUAUGAACACAUUAUU
Messenger RNA from Phascolarctos cinereus (koala), 6993 nucleotides. Lineage: Eukaryota; Metazoa; Chordata; Mammalia; Diprotodontia; Phascolarctidae. The record is from RefSeq and is a predicted model, not a curated record.